This is a messenger RNA of Podarcis raffonei (Aeolian wall lizard), 6286 nucleotides long. It is a transcript of the gene TAOK1, whose product is annotated as TAO kinase 1. The record is from RefSeq and is a predicted model, not a curated record. Gene Ontology annotation, molecular function: protein kinase activity; ATP binding. The transcript has 20 exons. Lineage: Eukaryota; Metazoa; Chordata; Lepidosauria; Squamata; Lacertidae. The coding region runs from base 219 to 3260 and encodes 1013 amino acids. Gene Ontology annotation, biological process: protein phosphorylation; execution phase of apoptosis.
CCCGCCCUCCCCGCCUCCCUUCGGCCCUCCCCGCACCGGAGCGGACUGGGCGGGCGCAGGCCGGGCGAGGGGCCUUGGCGGCGGCAGCGACAUCGGCCACGGAGGACGAGGAGGACCUGAAGGUGAUCCAUGCUGAAAAGGCUCCAUUCAUACAGAUGAGCCCAGGGUCGAGGUGGCACUUUAAACCCAGAUAGUCGGUUGGCUAACUGCCCAGCAGAAUGCCAUCCACCAGCCGAGCGGGCAGCCUCAAGGACCCCGAGAUUGCAGAGCUCUUCUUCAAAGAAGAUCCAGAGAAGCUCUUCACGGAUCUCCGAGAGAUCGGCCAUGGAAGCUUUGGAGCUGUUUAUUUUGCACAUGAUGUGCGCACCAAUGAAGUGGUGGCCAUCAAGAAAAUGUCUUACAGUGGGAAGCAAUCCAACGAGAAAUGGCAGGAUAUCAUUAAAGAAGUCAAGUUCCUACAAAGAAUUAAACAUCCAAACAGUAUAGAAUACAAAGGCUGCUAUUUGCGGGAGCAUACAGCAUGGCUUGUUAUGGAAUACUGUUUAGGAUCAGCAUCAGAUUUAUUAGAAGUCCAUAAAAAGCCAUUGCAAGAGCUGGAAAUUGCUGCAAUUACCCACGGUGCUCUCCAAGGUUUAGCAUACUUGCAUUCUCACAACAUGAUCCAUAGAGAUAUCAAGGCAGGAAACAUCCUACUGACGGAACCAGGCCAGGUGAAACUCGCUGACUUCGGAUCUGCUUCCAUAGCAUCUCCUGCCAACUCGUUUGUGGGGACACCAUAUUGGAUGGCCCCGGAAGUGAUUUUAGCCAUGGAUGAAGGGCAAUAUGAUGGUAAAGUCGACGUGUGGUCACUUGGGAUAACGUGUAUUGAAUUAGCGGAAAGGAAGCCUCCCUUGUUUAAUAUGAACGCAAUGAGUGCCUUAUAUCACAUAGCGCAGAAUGAAUCCCCUACACUCCAGUCCAAUGAAUGGUCUGAUUAUUUUCGAAACUUUGUAGAUUCUUGCCUCCAGAAAAUCCCCCAAGACAGGCCUACAUCGGAGGAGCUCCUGAAGCACGUGUUUGUCCUCCGGGAGCGCCCUGAGACAGUGUUAAUAGACCUGAUCCAGAGAACAAAGGAUGCAGUCAGAGAACUGGACAAUCUUCAGUAUCGCAAGAUGAAGAAACUCCUCUUCCAGGAGGCGCACAACGGUCCCGCGGUGGAAACCCAGGAGGAGGAGGAGGAGCAAGACCACGGCAUGGGCCGGACGGGAACAGUGAACAGCGUCGGGAGCAACCAGUCCAUCCCCAGCAUGUCCAUUAGUGCCAGUAGCCAAAGCAGUAGUGUUAAUAGUCUUCCAGAUGCCUCGGACGACAGGAGCGAGCUGGACAUGAUGGAGGGUGACCACACGGUGAUGUCCAACAGCUCCGUCAUCCACUUGAAGCCGGAGGAAGAAAACUACAGGGAGGAUCCGGACCCCCGAUCGAGAGCGUCGGAACCCCAAGUGUCUCCACCCCAAGUCUCUCGCCACAGAUCCCACUACCGCAACCGAGAGCACUUUGCUACUAUACGCACAGCGUCGCUGGUGACGAGGCAGAUGCAGGAGCACGAGCAAGACUCGGAGCUCCGGGAGCAGAUGUCCGGCUACAAGCGGAUGCGGCGGCAGCACCAGAAGCAGCUGAUGGCUCUGGAGAACAAGCUGAAGGCCGAGAUGGAUGAGCACCGCCUACGGCUGGACAAGGACCUGGAGACCCAGCGCAACAACUUUGCGGCCGAGAUGGAGAAGCUCAUCAAGAAGCACCAGGCAGCAAUGGAGAAGGAGGUAGGGGGCAGCUGCUUCCGCACAGCUUCUCCGGCGAAAAUCAUGGCCAACGAAGAGAAGAAGUUUCAGCAGCACAUUCAAGCCCAGCAGAAGAAAGAGCUGAACAGCUUCCUGGAAUCCCAGAAAAGAGAGUAUAAACUGCGCAAGGAGCAGCUCAAAGAGGAGCUGAAUGAGAACCAGAGCACUCCCAAGAAGGAGAAGCAGGAGUGGCUGUCCAAGCAGAAGGAGAACAUCCAGCACUUCCAGGCGGAGGAGGAGGCCAACCUGCUCCGGCGGCAGCGGCAGUACUUGGAGCUGGAGUGCCGCCGCUUCAAACGGCGGAUGCUGCUGGGGCGCCACAACCUGGAGCAGGACCUUGUCCGGGAGGAACUGAACAAGCGCCAGACGCAGAAGGACCUGGAGCAUGCCAUGCUGCUGCGCCAGCAUGAGUCCAUGCAGGAGCUGGAGUUCCGGCACCUCAACACCAUCCAGAAGAUGCGCUGCGAGCUCAUCCGGCUCCAGCACCAGACAGAGCUCACCAACCAGCUGGAGUAUAACAAGCGGCGGGAGAGGGAGCUGCGGCGCAAGCAUGUCAUGGAGGUGCGGCAGCAGCCCAAGAGCCUCAAGUCUAAAGAGCUCCAGAUCAAGAAGCAGUUCCAGGAUACGUGCAAGAUCCAGACCCGGCAGUACAAGGCCCUGCGGAACCACCUGCUGGAGACCACCCCCAAGAGUGAGCACAAGGCUGUCUUGAAGAGGCUCAAGGAGGAGCAGACCCGAAAGCUGGCCAUCCUCGCAGAGCAGUACGACCACAGCAUCAACGAGAUGCUCUCCACGCAGGCUCUGCGAUUGGACGAGGCGCAGGAAGCAGAGUGCCAGGUCUUGAAGAUGCAGCUGCAGCAGGAACUGGAGCUGCUCAACGCCUAUCAGAGCAAGAUCAAGAUGCAGGCAGAGGCUCAGCACGACCGGGAGCUGCACGAGCUGGAGCAGCGGGUGUCCCUGCGCAGGGCCCUCCUUGAGCAGAAGAUCGAGGAGGAGAUGCUGGCCUUGCAGAACGAGCGCACGGAGCGGAUCCGAAGCCUGCUGGAGCGCCAGGCCCGGGAGAUUGAGGCGUUUGACUCGGAGAGCAUGCGGCUGGGCUUCAGCAACAUGGUCCUCUCGAACCUCUCCCCAGAGGCGUUCAGCCACAGCUACCCGGGAGCUUCCAGCUGGUCCCACAACCCUUCUGGGGGCGCAGGGCCCCACUGGGGUCACCCCAUGGGUGGUCCGCCGCAGGCGUGGGGCCACCCAAUGCAGGGCGGCCCCCAGCCCUGGGGUCACCCCUCUGGGCCCAUGCAGGGAGUCCCCCGGGGGAGCUCACUUGGGGUCCGCAACAGCCCCCAGGCUCUGAGGCGGACGUCCUCCGGGGGACGGACAGAGCCAGGCAUGAGCAGGAGCACGAGCGUCACGUCGCAAAUAUCCAAUGGGUCACACAUGUCUUAUACAUAAUAGCUUCGAGAGGUCUGUCCCUGAGGGUGGCAAGUCCACUGGAGCUGUCUGCCAACAGAAGCUGCCAAGGGGCAACCCCACCCCCCUCCCCGGGAGCCCAGACCCGGGCAGCACGGACUCCGGGUGCCGACUGGCGAGCGUGUUCAUUUUGGGCAGCAUUUAAUGUUUUGGGUUUACUAAUUGGGAUGUCAUAGUAUUUGGCUGCAGAGUCUCUCUUAGCUUCUUUAAGAAAAAGGAAAGAUUAUUUUAAAGAAAGCGGUUUGGAGUCUGGGAGAGAGGUGCUGCUUUUUCAGUGCCAAGGGGUCAGGGGAGGCCAUUCUCUCUUAACAGAAGGAAGGAAGGAAGGAAGGAAGGAAGGAAGGAAGGAAGGAAGGGUCGGUCUCCCCUAUCCCAAGCUCCUGGUGAAUUAGGCACAUUGGGAGGGCAAACCCCGUGGCUUCUUGCUUUGCUCUCUCUGUAUUUAAAUGCCCCUCACCUCUCCCUGCUUCAUUGGGGGCCCAUCUCUUGCUACAAAGGGACUCGGGGGGGGGAGCUGUGCCACUAAAGAGAGGAGGUCCAGGAGGGCGAGGGGAACCGCGCCUGCUGAUAGAAGUUGGGGGGGAGAAAGGGGGCAAGCAGACAGCUCUGGACACCCCACCCCCCCGCUGGCGCAUGCUGUCUCCCCGUUGCACUAAGGUGAAGCCGCUCACUUGGAGCACACCUGAUCGCUUGGACAGAACUGCACUAGUCAAAUGCACCUGCUAGAAACCUGUUUGCAGUUCAGCCCAACAGGCUGUGUUGUGUGUGUGUGUGUGUGUGUGUGUGUGUGUGUAUGGUUGUGUGGUUGCUGGAGGGGGAAGAGGCAAGGCCAGGGAGGGUCUGCUGUUUUCUAGCUUAAUACUGUGACAUCUCACGUUAGUCAAGCAUCAGAACAAUUCGCGAGGCGCCCGGGAUCGUACCCCACUCCCCUGCCUGCCUGCUCUGCUCUUCAGAAACUUCUAUAUAUUAAAAAAAAAGACUUUCAGCCAGCCAGUCCAAAUUUCCAGAGGUGUUGUGAUUGAUGCCAUAAGUUUCAGACAUGCCAUUUAGGGCAGGCAAGGAGAUCUCUCUCCUUUCUGACACUACAUAUUUUAUUUUAUUUUUUGCCAGAUUUUUUUUUGGGGGGGGGGGAGCUAACCUUGGGCUUGCCACAGUUUUUUCCUCAUUUACAUGUAAAGCUGUAGCCAAUGUGUUUCCAAGUGUGUUUUAGUUGCCAUGGGGGGGGGGGUUUACACCUCUCUUGCCCUGCUGCUGACCAGCCUGUUAAGCUGCCUCCAUUGACGUUUUACGCUACAUGCGACCCGUCCUUCGCAUGAGUUCUCAAGAGGUGGGGGACACCCCCCGCACUGUUUUUAAAGCCAUUUGCGACUGCUUUUGGUGACCUUUUGCCCAGAGGCUCUGCUUCCAAAGAGCCACUGUGCAUGCUCACACACACAUGUAGAUUUCUGGGGCUGGCGGCUGGAGAACAAGGUUUUUGGGAGAGCUAGACACGCCCCUCUCCUUUUGCGCUCAGGAUCUUUGGGACCUCAGUUGCCAAGGCAGCACAAGAGGUACUGUGACUCGCGUCAAGCCAGGGGCUAAGCAGAGAGCAGCUUGGCCCGAGGUUACGAGAAAAGGAAAAGAAAGAGUUUCUCCUCACUACAGGAGCUGCUUCCCUCGGCUGUUCGUUGUAAAAAAACUUUUAAAAAAUUCCCUUGCACAUUUAAGCAAAUGAAACACUAGCUAACUAACUCUAGAAUUUUUUAUUUUGCCUUUUAACACAUCUUAUAGGGCUCAGAAUUGCAAGGUUUCUUCCGAAUGUUUUUGGUGUCCAACGCGACAUCUUUGUAUAGAAAAAUACUCUAAUGUCUUUCACACUGCAGCUCAGUUCUUUUUUUUUUAUCAGUGUGACUUCUUUUUUUAAAAAAAAUCUUAGCUAAAUUAAAAAACAACCACUCCAGAUCCUUAAUCUCUCUCUCUCUCUCUUUCUCCCUCCCUCUCCCCCUCUCCCCUCCCUCUCCCUACAGAUCUUUGGUUGAUCAUAGCACUGGGAACAAGCAGGAGGCCACUAAGCCAAAUCAGCCCCUUCCAGGGGGGUGGAAAUGGGUGGGGAGAAUCUUGACUUGGGCACCAUUGUCCUAGCAUAUUAGUGACUCUCUUGAAAGGGUCGCAGUGGGCAAAGCCCUUUUUGCCCAUGUGUUCUGUGUAUCUCGCGUGAAAAAGAUCUCAGUAGUGCUCAGAUCCUUCCUCGCGAAACUAACUUCACAGAGAGGAGAACUCUCAUGCCUCUUCUCUUUCCAUUUGACAUGAAAUUUGAACUAGUUAACUUAUUUUUAAAAGGGGGGGGGAGAGAGAAGAACAUUGUCAUUUAACUCCAAAAGGCCCUUCUACCCUGGACCCCUGGAAUGGGUCUCCGUUUCUAGGCAGUACCACAUCAGUAACAUGGUGCUAAUAUUGAAUGUUUUUCUCUGGGUGGGGGCAAAGAGGGGAGCGCCUCUCGUUCCCAAGCAUGUCCACAAACGCACAGACCAAGGAGCAAUGAUAUGAGCCAGCCUUGGUCAAGCUGGGACCCUCUGCCUGCUUCAGACUACAAAUCCCAUCAGCUGAUGGGAGUUGUAGUCCGAAGCCACUGGAGAGCCCCAGUUUGGUGGGGGCUGAAUUAUGAGCGGUACUUGAGAACCCCUCCCUGUCGCUUCAUUCAUGCAUUUUUUGCUUGCAUUGAUGAUGAAAUUUUGGGCAGGCUCCACAUUGGGAGGGGGUGGGAGUGUUCUUUCCUAAAAUAAUCUUGUUUGUGUGAUGCAAAACAAGGCCUGACUGCUGCCUCUUUCACCCCCUCCCCUUCCACGCUGCCCCAUUUCAAUAUUAGCGCUUAACAAAAAAAAAAAAAAAGAGAGAGAGAAUUGUGGUCUUGUAACCAGGUCGUUUUUCUCUUCCUGCCCCUCCCCCCCCAAAUGUAUAUCUCAUCACGUGCCAGACCCUGGACUUAUUCAAGGAAUUAAUAUUUUAAUUAAAAUAGUUUGCAAAAACUG